Messenger RNA from Suillus clintonianus, 351 nucleotides. RefSeq lists its product as uncharacterized. The annotation marks the transcript as partial. Lineage: Eukaryota; Fungi; Basidiomycota; Agaricomycetes; Boletales; Suillaceae. The transcript has a single exon. The record is from RefSeq and is a predicted model, not a curated record.
ACCAUGGGCAACCGUAAAAUCAGUUCUGAUCUCAAGGAGUGUGCACUACGACUAUGGAAUGCUGGCUGGGACGUCGAGGACAUUCAAAAUGCCCUAGGAGUUUCCCGUGCUAGUAUUUAUCGCUGGGAAUCAAUCUUCGCAGAGUUUGGCACUGUCAACCAUCCCCCGUCGCCAAUACGUGGCCAAGAGCUUCGCAUCCUCACCCGUGCUCUCAUGACAGUCUGUGAGGAGUUGCUUGCUGAAGAAUCAGACAUAUAUCUCGAUGAACUUGCAACGUGGCUUGCUCUCACUCACGACAUCAGCAUUUCAAUUCCUACACUUUCUCGAAACCUCAAGGAAGCUGGCCUAACG